Messenger RNA from Hibiscus syriacus, 567 nucleotides. Its product is annotated as probable pectinesterase/pectinesterase inhibitor 40. The record is from RefSeq and is a predicted model, not a curated record. Gene Ontology annotation, molecular function: pectinesterase inhibitor activity; pectinesterase activity. The coding region runs from base 1 to 567 and encodes 188 amino acids. The transcript has a single exon. NCBI's taxonomy places the organism in Eukaryota, Viridiplantae, Streptophyta, Magnoliopsida, Malvales, Malvaceae.
AUGUACGAGGUCAGACUAUACUCUGCAAACAUUACCAACAUCGGGAAGAAACUCAGAAGUUACAAUACAUUGGAAGAGACGGCCAUAAAGGAUUGCCUCGAGCUUUUCGAUUACACCGCCGCGGAACUGAAACUGGUCCUUUCCGAUCUUGCACCGAAGAGAUUACCGGUCUCAAAGAACAAUAAACAUGACUUGCAGACGUUUCUGAGCGCGGCGAUGACGAACCAGUACACUUGUCUCGAUGGGUUCGCCCGUAGCGACGGGCAUGUUCGGAGCAUUAUCAAGAAGGGUCUCCACAACAUCUCUCAUCAUAUCAGCAACUCCCUUUCGAUUCUCAACAAGGUCCAUGGAGUCAACAAAUCGAAACCCGAGGCUUUCACUGAACACAGACGCCUGAAAAACGGGUUCCCAAUAUGGUUAUCAUGGAAAGAUAGAAAACUGUUACAAGCUCCGGUUACCGAAACCAAGUUCGAUCUCGUUGUUGCCAAGGACGGCACUGGUAACUUCACCAACAUCACCGCCGCUGUAGCUGCCGCUCCGUACAACAGUGACACACAAUAUUUGUGA